Molecule: messenger RNA, 4999 nt
Organism: Amphibalanus amphitrite
Lineage: Eukaryota; Metazoa; Arthropoda; Thecostraca; Balanomorpha; Balanidae
Exons: 11
Coding region: 350-3949 (1199 amino acids)
Molecular function (GO): metal ion binding
Source: RefSeq, a predicted model, not a curated record
GUCCAUCACUAAAUAUCACAAGAAGGGAUUUGUGCGCAAGCGAGUCUCCGGCGGGGCGACGCUGGUUAGGGGUUUGUGCGACGUGUUGUUUAGCAUGGGAUCACGUGAAUAGAGGACUUCACUGAAAGUCUUCUCCCAUGAGUGACGGCGUAAGCACCCUCGUGACGACCUAACAAGCUGAAUGACCCGCCUACUAGUCCCAAUGGCUGAGUAGAAUGGCUGUCGCCUUAAGAAGGCAGCAUGCCUGCCUCAGCUGGCCAUCCAAGCCAGGGGAAAAGGACGAACCCGACCGCGCUCCAGUGAUGCUGCUCUCUUUCUAAACAUUGUAGGCCAGAUAAAUAACUGUGUGAUGAAGUAUCCCCAGCUUGUCUCCACUCCGGCAGUGGUUAAGGAGUGGCUGGAGGCCGAGUUGGAAUGCCUCGGCAUCGACUCGGCCGCCUACGCCCGCACCGUGCUCUCCCUGUUGAGCCGCGACACCAUCGACCCGGCAGAGGUCAUACAGUCCGGCUACGUCCUGAUCGCCAACAAGGGCGGCCGCGGCGCUGGGGGCCUCGGCGGCCCGCACCCGCCCCGGACCAGGGAGGAGGAGCUGAAGCGAGCUGAGGUGAUCGAGUGUCUGCGCUCGGCGUCCGAGGACCACGGCGGCAUCCAGCUGCUGGUCGACCAGCUCAUCAGCAUGCUGAAGCAGCUGCCGGCCUCCUCGGAGCCGAGCGGGGACACGGCGUCCGACAGCAGCCGCCGGCCGGCCACCGGAGACCCGCCGCCGCCCGACGACCCCGUCCUCAGAUACGAGGCGGCGUUUCCGGCGCUGGGCCGCGGGUCUCCGGGAGUCAUCCCGCUGACGUACUUCAGCAAGAUGGGCCGGGCGGCGGCGCCGGCGGCGGCCGGCCUGUGGCGCGCCGACCUGGCGCCGGCCGCCGCCGUCUGGCCUACGACCCUGGACCACCUACGGCUGCUGCUGCCGCAGCCGUCCGAGCAAACAGCACCACUGGAGCCGGCCGGGGGCGCGCCCGCGCCGCCGACACCGCCACCCAAACCGCCCGAGCCGGCCGAGACGGCGCGCAUCAUCCGCCCCUCGGCCGAGACACACUUCCAGCCGAUCCGGCGCGCCAGCGGCGACGACGGCGGCGAGGAUUGGCCGCCGCCGGCCACCUACGACGCGCGGCUCUACAUGCGCUCCGAGAGCGGCGGCCUGUACCUGGAGGAUGAGGGACCGCGCUCAGCCGCCGAGCCACCACAAAAGUACAUGAUCUUCCGCGAGAGACCGACGCUGGCCAUGACCCGUCGCGGCCUGGCGCCCAAAUUCAAGCUAAGCUGCAAUGAAAAGUACUGUCAGACGGACGACCCGGCGACGGCGGACGGCGCCGGCCGAGACCUGCUCCAAAUAUUGGUUUCCGGAGAGCAGGCGGGCGAGGCGUGUGGCGCGGCGGCGGGCGACUCGGACGACGACGACGACUCCAGCUACGAGGUGCUCUCCAGCCUGCAGCAGACGCUGCACAGCAUCUACGAGGACGGCAGCGAGGCGGCGGACAGCGGCGCCGAGCCCGAGCUCGAGCCCGACCAGCCGGUCGAGCCGGCGCCGGCGCGCCGACCGUCGGCGUUCGCGCGCGUGCGCCGUCCGUCGCCGGGCCACCGGCCGCUGUACCUGCGCGGCGGCGGCGCCGACUCGCUGCUGGCGGCCGUGUACACGGGCGGCGACUGGUCGCCCGGCGACGCGGCCGUCUCCGAGCCGGCCGACCACCGGCCGCUGUACGCGCGCCAGCCGACCGGCGCGGCGGCCACCACCACCGGCGAGUUCGCCCAGCACCGGCAGCUCACGUCGGGCCGCAUCAGCAACUCGGUGUACUGGCAGGGGCCGACCGAGUACCCGGCGCUGCGCUACCAGCUGGCCGGCCGCGACCGGCCCGAGGUCACCUUCUGUCGGCUGAGCGGCGACACGCACAGGUCAGGGCCGCUGAAGGAGGACCCGGCCGCCGCCUGGGAGGCUGUAUCGGACGUGGCCCGCUCCUCGCGGGAGGCCAGUGUCUGCAGUGACACGGUCUCGGCCGGCGCCGCCGCUGACACCACCCUGUGGCAGGCGGCCGGCGAGCGUGAGCGGCGCGACCGGUCGGCGGACCGCGCGCUCUGGGAGGCGCGCGCCGCCGCCGGCCGCCGGCGCAGCUCGGUGGACAGUGCCGUCUGGGAGCAGGAGCCGGCGGCCGGCCUGUGGGAGGCGCCGCGCGGUCUGCACGAGCCGGAGGGCGGCUCGGACCUGGGCGCGCUCUGGGAGCCGGCGGCCGGUCUGGCGGAGCCGGAAGACGGCGCCGAGCCGGCCGCGCUGUGGGAGACGCCGCGCGGCCUCGCCGAACCAGAGGACGUGUCGGAGCUGGCGGUCUGGGAGACGCGCCGCGGCCGCGCCGAACGCGAGAGCUCGGUCGAGAUGACCAUAUGGGAAACAUCUGGAGAGCAGUCGGCAGCCACCGAGGCGCCGCCGGCCAACAUCUGGGAGUCGGGCUCGGCUCCGGCGUCCGGAAACACCUCAAUGGACGCGCGCUGGGCUCCUCGGGAGCUCGUUCAACGGGAGAAGUCGGUGGAAGAGGUGUGCUGGGAGUUCUCUGACGACCUGUCUCAGCGAGACAACUCGGUGGAGGACCCGGCCGCGGACGCGCGCUGGCAUGUGCCGCGCGGCCAGGGCGCCGGCGAGCGCAGCCUCUGGGAGUCUCCGGCCGAGCUGGCGCAGUGCGACCGCUCCAUCGAGGAGGCCAUCUGGGAGGCGCGCGACGAGCCAGCGCCGCGACACGACGGCUCGACCGAGAGGAGCCUCUGGGAGGCGGGCGGCGCCGCGCCGCAGGAGCCGGCGCCCUGGGGCGUGCCGGCCGGCCUGGCGCGGCAGCGGUCCGCCGAGCCGGCGCUGUGGCCGGCCGAGCCGCCGCGCUGGGAGGCCGACGAGGGCUCCGGCUGGCCCGCCUGGGACGACCCGCCGGUCGGCGCGCCCGAGCGCAUCUGGCGCCGCUCGGAGCCGGCGGCCGGCCUGCCCGAGUGGGGCGGCGCGCUGCCGGCGGCGUCCGACGGCGGCGGCGGCGGCGUCGAGGAGGGUGACGAGGAGGAGAUGCGCCGCCUGCUCUGGCGGCUCGGUGGGGACGACGUGCUCGCCCAGACCGGGCUCUACACGGCCGACAUCGCAGACGCCGCCAGGGGCUGGGAGUUUAUCGACGAGAACAACGUCAAAAACAAGAUCGACGCUCAUGCCGGCUCUGACGGCGGCCCGCUGUGUCCGCAGGCCGGCUCUGACGGCGGCCCGCUGGCCUCCGAGCUGGCUGACGGCGAGUCGGGCUGGCGUGUGCUGCCGGCGCUGCGUCAGCUCUCGGAGCGGCUCGGCCUGACCGAGGGCGCGCCGCUGCCCGACGGCGUGGCGCUCAAGGCCUGGACGCUGGAGGAACAGUGGCGCCGCGACGAGGGGCCACAGCGGCCGGCCCGCGACCGGCGAGUCAGGAGGUCUGACCGCAAGCGUCCCUGUAGCUAUUUUAUGGAAGGCAACUGCAAGCGGAACGAUUGUAAAUUCUCGCACGACCUGUCCGCAAUCACGUGCGUGUUUUGGGAGGAGAGCGGCUGCUUCAAGGGCGUGCACUGUCCCUUCCUCCACGGCUACCCGGCGGACGAUGAGGAGGACGAGGAUUCGAGCGACUCGGCCAAACGGGCCGUGCCCAAAAAGUCAUUCAAACUGGAAAAAGAAGACUUUCCUUCCCUUCACAACACGAAAAAAUGGCACAGAAAUGAUGAGGAUGAUAACCGGAAGGUGGGCCGGCGCAACUGUCGGCGGCACAAGUCGUUCUCGGACGCCACGCUGGGCGUCGGCGGCGGCGAGCCAGAGCUGCCCCGGCCGACCAUCGGCGGCCGCGGCAAGCGGCGCCGCCACCACUCCAAGAGCGAGGGCGUGCGGCCGACCGACACGGGCGCGCGCCGGCCGUGACCGCCGCUAGACGAGCAAUGUUCGCCCAGACGGACCGGGCUGCGCGGGGAGGCGCGAGUAGCGCAGGGCGUGAGCGAGCGUCGGUACAGCCGUGUCUCUGAGCGUAUGAGAGAGAUGGAUGAGAGAAAGUGAGCGAGUGAGUGAGUGUAUGAAUGAAUGACUGAGUGAGCGAGUGAGUGCGUGCGUGAAAGAAUGAAUGAAUGAAUGAAUGAGUGCGCGAUUGAGUCAGGGACAGCAAACGAGUGAGAACAGUGAGCUGAUGCGGCUGUGUGCGGGUCGUGAGGAGAGGAGAGUGACGGGCUCGGAGAGCGAGGACGGGAGGACGGGAGUGAGGCGGCUGAGCUGGUGGGGCGAUUCGUGGGCCCGGGUGCUCGGGCGGACGGACGGCGGUCCGGCGGCCGGCCGGCCGGCGCCGCUGCUGCCCGCCCUGCCGGCCGCCGGACGGACCAGCCGCGCGCUCGGCCGCGCCCCACCAACCCGGGCCCGCUCCCCAUGUAUUAUGUGCAAGCUUCGCUGACAAAACUAUUAACUCAUUGUUUUGUAGUGGGCGAUCGGUUGGAAUUUGUCGUCCCACCCUUAUCAAGCGCGGAGUGUUCUAAUCCAGAGGCCUGCGAAGUCGGAACCCCACAAAACAAAGAGCUUAACCAGUACGACCUUGUCGGCCCACACCUAUACCCGCCGUGCUUGCAUACACCCAGAAAGGAGUGUGCGGUCCAAAAUUGUAGGUGUUUAGUGUAGACGACUGCAGGCCGAGCUGUGGGCACACCAAAGCCAGCUCUGAACGAAAGCCAGCGGCUGCUGAUGCGAGGGAUGAGUCAGACUGUCGCCGACCGUCACCGAGCUAGGACAAAUGAACGAUAGUAGAUUAGCAGCAACUUUUGUCAGCCUCACGCAUUGUUUUGUUCCUCCUGUUCUUCGUCUUACCAAACACGUUGUGUAAGUGUUCUAGUUUCCUUCACACCAAAGUCGGCGUCGCCGCGGCUGCGGACGCCCGUGGACGGAGACACACAAAUGGAAGCCCAGUCCGACGCAAAUAAACGUCAAACCUUG